This is a messenger RNA of Ectocarpus sp. CCAP 1310/34, 2029 nucleotides long. Lineage: Eukaryota; Phaeophyceae; Ectocarpales; Ectocarpaceae. The record is from the annotation of a GenBank genome assembly.
GCCGCUGCUCACAACCAAGAUAAUAGUAGUGCCAUGGGAGAUGGUGGUGCUGCUGUUGGCUUUGGAUACGGAGCCACAACCCCAGCGACGGGGUACCAAAGUUUGCGGUACACUUCUCCUCCGUUCAGCGGAAAUCGAAAGAUUUCAACGAAUGGCUUAAUGAUUUCCGCAUGGCAGCUAAUGGCGCAAACCUGUUGGAACAGUUUGAAGAGAGCGGGAGCUUGGAGAUCCCCGUCAACAGCGGAAAGAGCAAGUUUUCGCUGUCACAGCAGUACCGGAGCGAGCAAGUAGAGCUCGCAUUCCACGCGUGGAACUUCCUGUCUCACGCGUUGAAAGAAAAAGAUCGGAAAAUCAUGAAGAGGGCAGUGACGCCCCAGGGAGCUCUUCGUGAGCUCAAGACCAUAAACGACGCUGAAUCAUCUGUACAGCCGUCAGAGGACCUCAAGUCCCUGACGUCGACCAAGAUCUCUAGAGGUGAAAACCCCCAAAACGCCCUAAAUGAGAUGCUCCACACCGCAAAGUCCUCAACCGAGAAAGGGCUAACUGUCAGCGAAACGUUCGUCCUUCACCUCUUCCUGGAUGCCCUUUUGGACGAGUACGCCAUGACAAAGCACAACCUGCGACACGCAAAGGAGUUGACGCGGACGGUGUGCCAAAGGAAGUAAUGAUCGAAUACAAGGCGACCUAGGACAAGCUGGAGCAGGGGAAAGGAAAAGGGGCGAAGGGCGCAGAGCAAGCGUACUUCGCCGACGGUGAGGGCCGCAGGAGCGGUACUCAAGUAGGAGUCAGGGGCAAGGUCGUGGUCGUGGCGGCGGCCGUGGCCGCAGCAGCAGUCGUGGCCGCGGCGGCGGCGGCGGCGGUCGCGGCGGUCGCGGCGGCCGCUCAGGCGGAUCCGGAGGAGUCGAGGAGAGCAAGGGAAGCAGCAGUGGAGGCGCCGAUGGCGGCGGUGGCGGGGACAAUAAGUUCCGGGCCCGGCGCUUUUGGUGUGGACAUGAAGCGAUCGGCUGCACUACCAACGAGACGGACUUCGUGCCGUGGUGUGCGCGCUGCGAGGGGUGGGGCCACACCAAAGAAGAGUGCGCGACGGAGGAGGCCGUCCUAGCGCAAGUGGUGGAGCAUGAGAGCGGCGUGGACUCCGUGGAAGUCCAGGCGUUUCGUGCCGUGGCAGUCCCCCAGGCGAGUGUGGUACCGUUGGUGAAGUAGGUCUAGCGGGGGUUGUGGAAGAAGGCCAGGCGGUGUACGUGGCCGACACAGCGGCCAUGUGCUCAAUGUUCCGAUGUGCAGACAGCUUCGUGAACUACCGUGAGCGUAGCGGUUGGGUGAAGGGGAUCGGAGGCGNGGGCCCGGCGCUUUUGGUGUGGACAUGAAGCGAUCGGCUGCACUACCAACGAGACGGACUUCGUGCCGUGGUGUGCGCGCUGCGAGGGGUGGGGCCACACCAAAGAAGAGUGCGCGACGGAGGAGGCCGUCCUAGCGCAAGUGGUGGAGCAUGAGAGCGGCGUGGACUCCGUGGAAGUCCAGGCGUUUCGUGCCGUGGCAGUCCCCCAGGCGAGUGUGGUACCGUUGGUGAAGUAGGUCUAGCGGGGGUUGUGGAAGAAGGCCAGGCGGUGUACGUGGCCGACACAGCGGCCAUGUGCUCAAUGUUCCGAUGUGCAGACAGCUUCGUGAACUACCGUGAGCGUAGCGGUUGGGUGAAGGGGAUCGGAGGCGACAAGGCCCCCGUUCCUCUUCUAGGAUACGGAGAUGUGACCUUAGUCCUACAGACGGAAGAUGGUGGAGUACCCGUACCAGUACUGAAUGCUGCCCAUGUACCAGAGGCCCCCUACAACCUCAUCUCGCUGUCUUGGUUAGCGGAGGAGGGCAACACGUAUUCGGGGAUGAAGGGGGGCCUCACGCUGACCACGAAAGCCGGGGGGAGGUGUGGUUCCCCCGGACUAGAAAGCUGCUGACCCAACGAGGCUAACAAAUAAUGCCAACGCUACACACCGCCUGUGCCGCACUCAUUGUUCCUGGCGAUGCGAAAGCAGCC